Messenger RNA from Chrysochloris asiatica (Cape golden mole), 1490 nucleotides. It is a transcript of the gene IGSF21, whose product is annotated as immunoglobin superfamily, member 21. The transcript has 9 exons. The record is from RefSeq and is a predicted model, not a curated record. Lineage: Eukaryota; Metazoa; Chordata; Mammalia; Afrosoricida; Chrysochloridae. Gene Ontology annotation, cellular component: adherens junction. Gene Ontology annotation, biological process: heterophilic cell-cell adhesion; homophilic cell-cell adhesion. The coding region runs from base 85 to 1332 and encodes 415 amino acids.
UUGACCGUCAGCAUUGAGCCUCUCCCACCUGUGGUGGCUGGUGAUGCUGUGACCUUGAAGUGUAACUUCAAAACGGAUGGCCGAAUGCGCGAGAUCGUGUGGUACCGGGUGACAGAUGGAGGCACCAUCAAACAGAAGAUCUUCACCUUCGACGCCAUGUUCUCCACCAACUACUCCCACAUGGAGAACUACCGCAAGAGGGAGGACCUGGUGUACCAGUCCACUGUGAGGCUGCCUGAGGUCCGGAUUUCUGACAAUGGUCCCUACGAGUGCCACGUGGGCAUCUACGACCGAGCCACCAGAGAGAAGGUGGUCCUGGCUUCAGGCAACAUAUUCCUCAACGUCAUGGCUCCUCCCACCUCCAUCGAAGUGGUGGCCGCUGACAAUCCAGCCCCCUUCAGCCGCUACCAAGCCCAGAACUUCACACUGGUCUGCAUCGUGUCUGGCGGGAAACCAGCACCCGUGGUUUAUUUCAAACGAGAUGGGGAAGCUAUUGAUGCAGUGCCUCUGUCGGAGCCUCUGAUUGCCAGCUCUGGUCCCCUCCAAGACGGCAGGCCCUUCCGCAGCCUCCUCCACCGAGAUCUGGAUGACACCAAGGUGCAGAAAUCGCUGUCCUUGCUGGAUGCUGAGAACCGGGGUGGGCGCCCCUACACGGAGCGUCCCUCCCGAGGCUUAACCCCAGAGCCCAGCAUUUUCCUCCAGCCCACCACUGAGAACAUUCCGGAGACUGUAGUGAGCCGGGAGUUCCCCCGCUGGGUCCACAGCGCGGAGCCCAUCUAUUUCCUGCGUCACAGCCACGCCCCAGGCAGCGACGGCACCGUGGAGGUGCGCGCCUUGCUCACCUGGACCCUCAACCCGCAGAUCGACAACGAGGCCCUCUUCAGCUGUGAGGUUAAGCACCCUGCUUUGUCGAUGCCCAUGCAGGCUGAGGUUACGCUGGUUGCCCCCAAAGGACCCAAAAUCAUGAUGACGCCCAGCAGAGCCCGGGUUGGGGACACAGUGAGGAUUCUGGUCCACGGAUUUCAGAAUGAAGUCUUCCCAGAGCCCAUGUUCACGUGGACUCGGGUUGGGAGCCAUCUCCUGGACGGCAGUACCGAGUUCGAUGGGAAGGAGCUAGUGCUGGAGCGGGUCCCCGCCGAACUCAAUGGCUCCAUGUACCGCUGCACGGCCCAGAACCCACUGGGCUCCACGGACACACACACUCGGCUCAUCGUGUUUGAAAACCCAAAUAUCCCCAGAGGAACGGAGGACUCCAAUGGUUCCGCAUCUGGCCCUGCUGGCGUCUGGCUCACCUUGGUGCUCUCCCUAACAGUGGUCCUGGAGCUGACGUGAAGGCUGGGCACCCCCACCACUCCAUCUGAAACUGACAUCUCCACGAUCGGUUUUCAUUUCUUUUCUAAACAAUUUCCAAGCCUUGUUCUUAGUCUCAUUCUGUCUGUGAAUUGGCUUCUUCGGUCGGUUUAAUUAAAACAAACAGAACAAUUUUCCCC